Molecule: messenger RNA, 1656 nt
Organism: Cylas formicarius (sweet potato weevil)
Lineage: Eukaryota; Metazoa; Arthropoda; Insecta; Coleoptera; Brentidae
Product: liver carboxylesterase-like
Exons: 9
Coding region: 8-1633 (541 amino acids)
Source: RefSeq, a predicted model, not a curated record
AACAAUUAUGCAUCGACUUCUCAGCUUGAUAUUUGUUUCUGCCGCGUUGGGGGCCGAUUUAAUCGUCGACCUUCCCGAUGGUACAAUCAGGGGAUCCGAAAUCACCUACGAUAACAAGAGUUACUACGCUUACCGAGGAAUUCCCUUCGCUGCCCCUCCGCUGGGAAAAUUAAGAUUCCAGGCUCCAGUAUCUCCUCAGCCGUGGGAUGGUAUCUUAGAGGCCAACCAAACAAGCAGUUGUUGCAUAUCCAUGUCUCCGAGCAUAGAGGAAGACCGGCAGGAUGAAGAUUGUUUGUACCUCAACGUGUACACACCUCCCAGAAAGAUCACAGAGAAGUUGCCGGUAAUGGUAAUGAUAUACGGAGGUGGUUGCAGCACCGGAUGCACCUCCGAUGUUUCCUCUGGGCCUUACUACUUAAUAGACCAAGACCUAAUCAUCGUAUAUUUCAACUACAGGGUGGGAUUGUACGGGUUCCUGUCCACCCAAGACGACGUUGUUUUGGGCAACGCUGGCCUGAAAGACCAGCUGCUGGCCAUGAAAUGGACCAAGAAUAAUAUCGCCCUUUUCGGAGGAGACCCGGAACAAAUAACCCUUUUUGGGCUAAGUGCAGGUGCCAUUUCGGUGGGCGCGCAUAUCGUCAACACAAAAUCGGCUGGGCUGUACAGGGCCGCCAUUUGCCAGAGCGGCUGUUCCCUGACUUACAUAGACAUCACUAAUCAGAACGACUCUAAGAAAGCUGCUUACGACUACGCGAAAUACGUCGAUCCGACGAUUUCCGAGAAAAAUACGACUAAGGAAAUUCGCGACUUUCUGCAAAGUGUGCCAGCUGACGUGUUGACUCCUGCGUUUAACGCAAAUAAGGAGACAGGUCUUGUCAUUGAGGUCGAACACGAAGAUGCUUACGUCACAAACCGCAGUUUUCCGUUAUUAGAGUCUGGAAAUUUCGUUCAGGUGCCUCUAAUACUUGGAACUGCGUCAGCGGAAGCGCUCACGUUCUUUGCAUUUACGGGUGGAAUUCCGAUAAUCGUUGCCAGAGGAUUAAACUUCGAUCUGAAUCCGAGCAGCCUCUUGCCUUGGGAUCUAGAGCUGUUGCCUGGUGUCGACGUUAACGAAGUGGCAUCGAUAAUCAAAGAGGCAUACGUCGUUCCGAAUGGCUCUUUCGUUGGAAAUUUGGCUGCCGUUGUAGAAUUAGUCAGCGACCAAAUGUUCGUGAAAUCAACUUUGAAGCAGGCCGAACUCCAAUCGAACUUUACCCCCGUAUAUCUCUAUCAAUUUUCCUUCGAAGGUUACUUAACGUCGUUUCUUCCCUAUAUCGAAGGAACGGGAAGGGCUGGUCACGGAGAAGAAGAUCCGUACAUUUUUGCAUCGAUGCCGCUGCUGACGGAUCGAGAAGUGUUGGUCAGCCAGCAGAUGGUCAAACUAUGGGCCAACUUCGCGAAAACCUUGAAUCCCACUCCUGAUGCAUCGGACCCGCUGUUCAACCUCACGUGGCCGCAAGUGACCCCCACCAACAUUCAAUAUUUGGACUUUGACGAUCAGAUCGCGUUGAAACCCAACAGAAAGGAAAAAGAAAUGGCAAUGUGGAAUUACGUCUAUUACACUUACGGUCAGCAGCCUUUCAAGGGAUUUUAAGUUGUGCUGAAAGUAAAUUACAA